Messenger RNA from Dioscorea cayenensis subsp. rotundata (Guinea yam), 3450 nucleotides. RefSeq names its product pre-mRNA-processing protein 40A. Gene Ontology annotation, molecular function: protein binding; RNA binding. The coding region runs from base 190 to 3300 and encodes 1036 amino acids. Lineage: Eukaryota; Viridiplantae; Streptophyta; Magnoliopsida; Dioscoreales; Dioscoreaceae. Gene Ontology annotation, cellular component: U2-type prespliceosome; U1 snRNP. The transcript has 29 exons. The record is from RefSeq and is a predicted model, not a curated record. Gene Ontology annotation, biological process: mRNA cis splicing, via spliceosome.
UAGAAUCGGAUUUGGGGGUUCCUCGUCUGCUUGGAAAAAAAAACCAGGGAGGAGGGUUUUUCGCCAUCGCAAUCCAAGCUCAGCGCUAGGGUUUUCAAUCCAACAGCCUUUCUCCGACCACCGGCGGCCACUGCGGCCUGCCGCCGGUUCUCCCCACCUAAUGUGGUAGCGGUUUUGUCUUUUGCGGAAAUGAGCAAUAAUCCACAGCCUUCUGGGUCCCAGCCGAUGAGGCCUUCUGGAGUGGGAUCUGCUGGCCCCUCUCAAAACUUUGGUCCACCCAUGCCAGUACAGUUUAGGCCUGUUGUUCCAAAUCAACAGGCACAUCAAUUCAUUCCAGCAGCUUCUCAGCAGUUCCAGCCAGUGGGUCAAGGCAUGCCUGCGUCUAAUGUUGGUAUUCCAGCACAAACUCAAGUGCCUCAUUUUUCUCAAUCAAUGCAUCACUUACCUCCAAGAUCAGCUCAGCAGCCUGGUCAGGCUCCUGCUUCAUCACAAGCGAUGCCAAUGUUGUAUGCUUCGCCAAAUCGGCCUAUUACUUCUGGACCUCUCCAGCCCCAACAAAAUUCACAACUUUCGAACAAUAAUCUGUCUAAUGCAGCUACCCCAGGAAUGCCACUCUCUGCAUCCUAUACUUUUGCAAGCUCUUAUAGUCAGCCACCAAAUAAUAUCAACACCCCUUCACAUUUUCCUACAACGCCCCAAAUGCCAAGUCCUGGUGUGCCCUUAGCAGGUCAAACUUGGUCUGCCUCUGUGCCUCAGAGCACACCUCUUGUUAUGCAGAAUGCUCAAGUCAUUCAACAAUCCUCAGGAUCCAUGGGCACAAAUGCUGCACCAAGUGUACAAUCUAGCCCCACUGAACAAUCCUCAGACUGGCAAGAGCAUACUGCAGCUGAUGGAAAAAGGUAUUAUUAUAAUAAGAAGACAAAACAAUCCAGUUGGGAAAAGCCUCCCGAAUUGAUGACACCAAUUGAGAGAGCUGAUGCAUCAACUGUUUGGAAGGAGUUCACUACGGCUGAGGGUCGAAAAUAUUACUAUAACAAAGUCACUAAGACAUCCAAGUGGACGAUUCCUGAAGAACUCAAGUUGGCACGGGAGCAAGCUGAGAACCCAGGGACUAUGUCUGGACACAGUGAACCUGCCAUUGCUGCAAUAUCUUCUGCUACUGCUACUGUUACUUCUAUUGUGCCACCCACUUCAUUACCAGCCACAAGCCCUGCUGAAGUCAGCCCUGCUCCGAUGAGUGUUAAUAUUGCUAACCCAUCCCCAGUUGUUGCUUCUGGAUCACCAUCUAUUGGUGCUUUGGCUUCUGCUGAAAUAAGCGUAGGUGCUUCAGUGGGAACAACAGAUGCGACUGGCAUAUCGAAGCUUAGCAUGCCUCUUACAUCCAUGGCUGGCAAUUCUGGGGUUACACUGGAUGUAACAAGGACUAUGACCAGGGUCAAUGAUGAUACUUCAUCUAAGCAAAAUACUGUUAGCACGGCUGAUGGAGCCUCUGCUCAGAGCAAUGAGGAUGCCAAAACAAGCAUACCAGUUGCUGGAAUAACUAAUGUGCCUUCACUUGAAGAGAAAAUUGCUGAUGACGAACCAGUUUACGCUAAUAAGCUUGAGGCAAAGAAUGCGUUUAAAGCACUACUGGAGUCAGCAAAUGUUGAAUCUGAUUGGUCCUGGGAACAGACUAUGCGAGUCAUUCUUAAUGAUAAAAGAUACACUGCACUAAAGACCCCGGGAGAGCGGAAGCAAGCUUUUAAUGAGUACUUGGGGCAAAGGAGAAAGCAAGAGCUUGAGGAGAAGCGUAUCAAGCAGAAGAAAGCACGUGAAGAGUUUACAAAAAUGUUAGAGGAAUGUGAAGAACUUACAUCAUCUACUAGAUGGAGCAAAGCUGUCUCCAUGUUCGAGGAUGAUGAACGGUUCAGUGCAGUUGAGAGAACAAGAGACCGGGAGGAUCUCUUUGAAACUUAUUUGCUCGAACUGCAGAAGAAGGAAAGAGCAAAGGCAGCGGAGGAGCAUAAGAAAAACAUACAGGAGUAUAAAAGCUUCCUUGAGUCAUGUGAUUAUAUAAAGGCUAAUAGCCAAUGGAGAAAGUUUCAGGACCGUUUGGAGGCUGAUGAAAGAUGCUCUCGACUUGAAAUACUCGACCGUUUGGAGAUUUUCCAGGAAUAUAUACGUGGUCUAGAGAAGGAAGAGGAGGAACAGAAGAAGAUACAGAAGGAUCAAUUAAGACGAGCAGAGCGCAGGAACCGUGAUGCAUUUCGUACAAUGAUGGAAGGGCACGUUGCUUCUGGUAUUCUUACAGCUAAGAUUUAUUGGCGUGAUUAUUGUGCAAAGAUCAAGGAAUCACCGGCAUACUUGGCAGUUUCAAUGAACACAUCAGGUUCAACACCAAAAGAUCUUUUUGAUGAUGUAGCAGAAGAACUUGAUAAACAGUUUCAAGAAGACAAAGCUCACAUUAAGGAAGCAGUGAAGAUUGGAAAACUUACUCUGACAUCAGCGUGGGGAUUUGAAGACUUCAAGGCUGCUAUUUUUAGUGAUGAUAAUUUGAAAGGAAUAUCUGAUAUAAACUUAAAGCUUGUAUUUGAGGAGUUGCUGGAAAGGGUGAAGGAGAAGGAGGAUAAAGAAGCAAAAAAGCGUCAACGUCUGGCCGAUAAAUUUUCUGAUUUUCUUUACUCAAUUAAGGAAAUAACUGCGACUUCAAUCUGGGAGGAAUGCAAAUCCCUUUUUGAGGACAGUGAAGAAUACAAGUCAAUUGGUGAAGAGGGCUUUGCAAAAGAUAUUUUUGAGGACUAUGUGAUGAAGUUACAGGAGAAGUUGAAGGAGAAGGAUCGUAGGAGGGAUGAGGAAAAGGCAAAGAAGGAAAAAGAAAGAGAAGAAAAGGAAAAGAGAAAGGACAAGGAGAAGGAGAAGGAGAAGGAGAAGGAGAAGGAGAGAAAGGAUAAAGAUAAGGAACGUGAGAAAGAGAAGGGAAAAGAACGAUCCAGAAAAGAGGAAACAGAGAGUGAAAAUGUUGACAUUACUGAUAACCAUGGAUCAAAGGACAAAAAGAGGGAGAAAGAGAAAGAAAGAAAACACCGAAAACGAAGCAGGGCAGAUGAUGUAAGCUCCGAAAAUGAUGAAAAGGAAGAGUCUAAGAGAUCCCGCAAGCAUAACAGUGAUCAUAAAAAAUCUAAAAAGCAUGCAUACAGUAAUGAUUCAGAUAAUAAAAGUCGGCACAAAAAGCACAAGAAAGAUCGAGAUGGCUCACAUCGAAAUGGUGCUUAUGAAGAGCUUGAAGAUGGAGAAGUUGGAGAGGAUGGGGAAAUCCAUUAGUCAUGUGAUUUUCUCUUGCUUUCUCUUCAAUCAGUGUUAUUUCUUGUUCUUGUUUUCUGAUGUGCGAAAGUUACUGAUUGGAUAGUAUAUCUCAUAUUUCUUAGAUUUUUUUUAAGUUUUAAAGAACCAUUUAUUUUUGAAGUUGCAUCA